CACCACCUCACAUCCAUCUACUCUACACAUCGCCUACUCUCCGAUACGACCGACACACCGCUCACCGCCCUCUCGCAGAUCGUAUCCAUCACCCACAAACGCACGCGAGGCGCACACACCUUCUUUGAGAUCUCACGAUGGCCCCCGUUAUUGAUCCUCACUUCGUCUGGGCAUUUGGGCACGUUACUGUGCUCAUCAAUGCUGCCUACAUCAUCGUCCAGACACUGCUGUUCCGUGGAACCCCAAACAUCCCAUACCGUCUCUUGUACAUGGGAGCGCUUUUGAGCUACUCGAUCGUCGUAUUCAAGUCGCUCGGCAAGCCAACUGGCAUGCCCUGGGUUCGCCGCGCGUUCGUUGACGAGAACGCUCAGUACGCUUUGCUGGCGUUCUACUGGCUCAUCUCCAAGGCCAUCGGCAUCACAAUCCUCCCCUUUGCGACCUUCUCGCUCUUCCACUGCGCCACUUUCAUUCGUACCAAUGUCCUUCCCAAGUUUUCCCCUAAAGUCACGGCUGGCCAGCAGCGCCCGCCUCCCAACUGGGCCGAUAGCCUUGGACCCAAGAUCCAGCAACUGGUCAAGGGCAACUACGACCAGGCGAUGAACUUCGUCGCGUACUCCGAGCUCGUGAUCCUCCUCCGCGUCUUCGUCGGUGCCAUCACGUGGCGUUCGUCCUUCAUCGCCCCGAUUUUCCUUGCACACUUCAUCCGCCUCCGUUACCACGCCUCGCUCUUCACCCGCCACGCCGUUAACACUGUCGGUGCCAAGAUUGACGGUCUCGUUGCUGGCAAGGCCCCAGCCGUCCAGAAUGGCUGGGCGACUGCCAAGCGUAUCCUUGGCCAGUGGGGCGGCGGUCAGCUCGUCCCCGGCGCUCAGCCCGCGGCCCGGCCGGCCGCUGCUGGUGCCCGCGCUCCCGGUGCUGCUGGCACCGCCGCAGGUGCGUCGACGGGUACGGCAACCGGCGCUGCGCCGGCAGCAGGCGCGCCUGGCACGACCGGCGCGACGCGCCGCGCUUAAACGUGUGGCUGGCAAUUUGAAGCAGCUAAUACACACAUACAGCAGAAUACGCUGUACAUUAUGUAUAGCCGGCGCAGUUAGCCUAUGAAUGUUCUGCGUCGA
This is a messenger RNA of Cutaneotrichosporon oleaginosum, 1115 nucleotides long. RefSeq lists its product as uncharacterized. Gene Ontology annotation, biological process: membrane organization; endoplasmic reticulum tubular network organization. NCBI's taxonomy places the organism in Eukaryota, Fungi, Basidiomycota, Tremellomycetes, Trichosporonales, Trichosporonaceae. Gene Ontology annotation, cellular component: endoplasmic reticulum; membrane. The record is from RefSeq and is a predicted model, not a curated record.